AUGAAACAAGAGGCAGGUUGACUCCCGUCAAAACAAAACUGAAACUAUUUCAACCACAACGCAAUUUUUAAAAUGUGGAGAAAAAACAGAAAGAAGGAAUAAAUUGGAAUGAAAAAGCGAGUGAAUACCGUCUUGUGGUGUGGCAUGGAGAGAAGAUAGAAGCUAAAGUGAUCAGGUAGAAAUAGCAGGGUCACCUGCACCCAGCUGUCUGUCUAUGGAAAGUGAUCGUUCAAUGGAUACUUCACGUGACUUCAGAGGGGAGUUCACAGGUGAACACAGUAAUCAGGUAGACGUGACAGGAUCACCUGUACCGAGCUGUCUGUCUGUGAAGAGUGAUGAAUCAGUGGAUCAUCCAAUCAAGUUCAUAGAAGAGUUCACAGGUGAUCAAAGGACCCAAGUAGAAAGAGCAGGGUCACCUGUACCCAGCUGUCUGUCUAUGAAGAGUGAAGAAUCAGUGGGUCAUUUAAUCAACUUCAGAGGAGCAUUCCCAGGUGAUCAGAGGGUCCAGGUUGAAAGAGCAGGGUCACCUGUACCCAGCUGUCUGUCUGUGAAGAGUGAAGAAUCAAUUGGUCAUCUAAUCAACUUCAAAGAAAAAUGUGAUUAUCCGAGGACCCAGCAGUCACUGAAGUCCAGCCAUUUAGAUGAGAAGAGCUCAGAGAAAUUAUCCUUCAAUAAACAGUCUCUCCUGCGCACUCUGAUGAAGCUGAAGAAGGAUGAGUUGAAACAGUUUCAGAGCCAUCUGAGUCAGGAUUGCCCAGAAUGCCUUAAAAUUCUGUCUGAAGAUCCUUCUGUACUGGAUAAGUUUAUGAAGAUCAAUAAAUUAUUGGAGAGUCAUCAAAUUGCUGAUUACCCAGAAUGCAUUGAGAGAGAACAGGAGGAUCCUGAGACCCUGUACAUAGUUGAGAAGAUGCUGGAGACCUGUGGCAGUGAGAGGUCUCUGAAGAUCACACUCCACAUCCUGAGGAACAUGAAGCAGAAGGAUCUCGCUGACUCACUGGAGCGAGAUGAGCAGCACAAUGAAUCAAUUAAAAGAGUCCAGCAGGCUCUGAAAACUCAUCUGAAGAAGACAUUUCAAAGCAUCUUUGAAGGUUUAGCAAAGCAGGGCCACCCAACCCUCCUCAAUGAGAUCUAUACAGAGCUCUACAUCACGGAGGGGGGAAGUGGAGGGGUCAAUAAUGAACACGAGGUCAGACAGAUUGAGACAGCAUCCAAGAGACAAACCACACAGGAGACUGCAAUCCUCUGCAAUGACAUCUUUAAGCCUUUACCUGGACAAAAGAAACCCAUCAGAACUGUGCUAACAAAGGGAGUUGCUGGCAUUGGGAAAACCGUCUCUGUGCAGAAGUUCAUUCUGGACUGGGCAGAAGAAAAGGCCAAUCAGGACAUUGAUCUCAUAUUCACUCUUCCUUUCCGAGAUCUGAAUCUGAAGAAAGAGAGGGAAUUCAGUCUGAUGCAACUUCUUCGUCACUACUUUCCACAACUGAAAGAGAUCAAAAGUGUUGCAAUUGAUAAACUUAAAGUUGUCUUCAUCUUUGAUGGUCUGGAUGAAUGUCGACUUCCUCUAGAUUUCCAAAGUAAUGAGGUCUGCUGUGAUAUAACAGAGUCAUCAUCAGUGGACGUGCUGCUGACCAACCUCAUUAAGGGGAAUCUGCUUCCCUCUGCUCUCCUCUGGAUCACCUCCCGACCAGCAGCAGCCAAUCAGAUUCCUCCUGAGUGUGUUCACAGAGUGACAGAGGUACGAGGGUUCAAUGACCCACAGAAGGAGGAAUACUUCAGGAAGAGAAUCAGAGAUCAGAACCAGGCCAGCAGAAUUAUCUCACACAUAAAGUCAUCCAGAAGCCUCUACAUUAUGUGUCACAUACCAGUCUUCUGCUGGAUUUCUGCUACUGUUCUUGAGACAAUGUUGGGCAAAGCAGAGAGUGGAGAUCUGCCUAAGACUCUGACUGAAAUGUAUACACAUUUCCUUCUCAUUCAGACUAAUGUGAAGAAUCAGAAAUAUGGCACUUAUGAGACAGACACAAAGAUGAUGUCUGCAUCAGAUACAGAAAUCAUCCUGAAACUGGGGCAGCUGGCUUUUGUACAGCUGGAAAAGGGAAAUCUGAUAUUCUAUGAAGAGGACCUGAGAGACAGUGGCAUUGAUGUCAGUGAAGCUUCAGUGUACUCUGGGCUGUGCACACAGAUCUUUAAAGUGGAGCGUGGGUUUUCUGAGGAGAAGGUCUACUGCUUUGUGCAUCUGAGCAUCCAGGAGUAUCUGGCUGCCUUGUUUGUGUUUCAUUCAUGUGUACAUGAGAACAGAAAUGUACUCAGAGCAGAAGAAUCAAAACCUCACAGUGACGGACUGGAGCUGUCUGAGUUGCUCAAGACUGCAGUGGAUCAGGCCUUAGGGAGUAAGAAUGGACACCUGGACCUUUUCCUCCGAUUCCUUCUUGGCCUCUCUCUGGAAUCUGUUCAGACUCUCUUGGAACGACUGUUGACACAGACAAGAAGAAGAUCUGACAGCGUUGAGAAAACAAUCCAGUACAUUAAGAUGAAGAUCAGAGAGGAAUCUUCAGCAGAGAGGACCAUCAAUCUGUUUCACUGUCUCUCUGAACUAAAUGACAACUCUCUAAUGGAGGAAAUCCAGAAUUCCCUGAGAUCAGGAAAACUUUCUGAUACAGAGCUGGAACCAGACCAGUGUUCAGCUCUGGCCUUUGUGUUACUGAUGUCAGAGGAGAUCCUGGAUGAAUUUGACUUGAAGACCUACAACACAUCAGCAGCUGGUCAUCAGAGACUGCUACCAGUAGUCAGGAACUGCAGGAAGGCCAUACUGAACAGCGGUAACCUCACAGAGAAGUCUUGCGAUAUUGUGGCCUCAGCUCUCCAGUCAUCAAACUCUCCCCUGAGAGAUCUGGAGCUCAGCUACAAUAACCUGGGAGAUUCAGGAGUGGAGCUGCUCUGUGCUGGACUGAUGAAUCCUAACUGUAAACUACAGAGACUGAGACUGAACAGCUGUGACCUCACAGAGAAGUCAUGUGAUAUCGUGGCCUCUGCUCUCCAGUCAUCAAACUCACCCCUGAGAGAUCUGGACCUCAGCUACAAUAACCUGGGAGAUUCAGGAGUGGAGCUACUCUGUACUGGACUGAUGAGUCCAAACUGUAAACUACAGAGACUGGGGCUGGGUUGGUGUAAUCUCACAGAGGGCUGCUGUGAUGUUCUGGCCUCAGUCCUGCGUUCUUCUCACUCAGAGCUGAGAGAUCUGGAGCUCAGAGACAACGAGCUGCAGGAUUCAGGAGUGAGAGCGCUCUCUGCUGGACUGGAGGACCCACACUGUAAACUGCAGAGACUGGGGCUGUCAGGCUGUAGAGUCACAAAGAGAGGCUGUGAUUCUCUGGCUUCAGCUCUGUGUUCAAACCCCUCACACCUGAGAGAGCUGGACCUGAGAUACAAUCACCCAGGAGAUUCAGGAGUGAGAGCGCUGUCUGCUGCUAAACUGGACACACUACACAGCUGUAAGUACAGAGUUUCCACACUGCACCUCACACACACACACCUGAGAGAGCUGGACCUGAGAUACAAUCACCCAGGAGACCCAGGAGUGAGAGCGCUGUCUGCUGCUAAACUGGACACACUCACACUUCUGUAAGUACAGUUUCCACACUGCACCUCACAAAAGUGCACACACAUGCAUACACAUACACAUGUUUUGCUGUUCUUACAGAGUGGACAAUGGAGGAGAGAACAGGACCAAACCUGGACCCAGGAAAUACGGCUGUCAGCUCACACUGGAUCCAAACACAGCGAACAGAAACCUGUCUCUGUCUGA
Messenger RNA from Anguilla anguilla (European eel), 3802 nucleotides. RefSeq names its product NACHT, LRR and PYD domains-containing protein 3-like. The record is from RefSeq and is a predicted model, not a curated record. NCBI's taxonomy places the organism in Eukaryota, Metazoa, Chordata, Actinopteri, Anguilliformes, Anguillidae. Gene Ontology annotation, molecular function: protein binding.